Aaosphaeria arxii CBS 175.79 is the source of this 2600-nucleotide messenger RNA. RefSeq names its product HET-domain-containing protein. The record is from RefSeq and is a predicted model, not a curated record. Lineage: Eukaryota; Fungi; Ascomycota; Dothideomycetes; Pleosporales. The transcript has a single exon. Bases 214 to 2211 code for a protein of 665 amino acids.
CUCCACAAACAAACACCAGACUUCGCUGCGGACUGCCCAUUUCACCAGGACCAAAAGGUCCCGGAUCAUCCCUUCCUCUGUUACCAUUGCUCUGUACGUUAGGACAGGCCACCACCAGGUUUGCCCAACUCAGCAUCGGGUCUAUCUACCGCCUUGUGUCUGUCCUGUCUAUCUAAGGUCACUUCAAACUGCUUUUCCAUAACCCCGAUCACCAUGUGGCUUCUCAAUGCGAGGACUCUGAGCUUAGAGUAUUUCCUGGACAACCGUAUCCCUCGAUAUGCAAUCUUGUCGCACACAUGGGGAGAUGAAGAAAUCAGCUUCCAAGACUUCGACGCCACAAAGAACAGGUCAUACACGGGUCUAUCUGGUCAGGAUCCGUUCCAAAAGAAAGGAUGGAAGAAAGUUGAGGCGACAUGUAAGAAGGCUUUGGAGUACGAGUGCGAGUAUGCCUGGGUCGACACGUGUUGCAUCGACAAGUCUAGCAGCUCUGAGCUUCAAGAAGCCAUUAAUUCCAUGUUCAGAUGGUACAAGAUAGCUUAUACUUGUUUCACAUACCUUGAAGAUGUCUUACCGGAUGAUGAUGUCGAAAAAAAGCGGCAGGCGUUUCGGACGUCUAGAUGGUUCACCAGAGGUUGGACUUUGCAGGAGUUAAUUGCCCCAUACGACGUUAUAUUCUUUGACCACGCCUGGCAAUGUAUUGGAUCCAAACGGCAAUUUCCUUCGGAGAUCUCGAGGAUUACUGGUAUCAAGGCCCCGUAUCUUGGUUUACGCGAUCGACCAGCGAAGCAACUUUCACAGGCCAGCGUAGCAGAGAGGAUGUCCUGGGCUGCCAAACGGCAGACGACACGCAAGGAGGACAUGGCCUACUGCCUGUUGGGGAUUUUUGACAUAAACAUGCCUAUGCUGUACGGGGAAGGCGAAGGAGCCUUUAUCAGGUUACAAGAAGAAAUCAUGAAAAUCACCAACGACAACUCUUUACUCUGUUGGGGCUACAAACAGGAUCCGACGUUCAAGAGCUGGAGUCCAGAAACCAUGCUCGCCCCGAACCCUGGAGCCUUUCGGCACUGCAAGGAUGUUGAGAAGCGGUUAUCAUCUAAAUUCAGUUCGGCGACUUUUUCGAUGACUCAAAACGGUCUUUCUGUAAAGUUGCCUGUGGUAGUCGAUGAAGCAUGGGAGGAUAUUGCGUAUGGCAUACUUGGCUGCGGUCUACGAGUGACGGAUACUGGAGACGGAUGUACAUCAUUCUUCGCUAUUCCUUUACUUUCUACAAGGGCCAACAUGUUUGGCACCGAUUUCAGGAACCAUGAGAGCAAUGAGUACCUUCGGCCUUGGUGGUGUAGCGCCGUGGUAGUAUCCCCUGACUUUCUCAAGGAAGCAAAGACAAGAGACAUAAUUAUUAGACGGUACGUCGCAGGGGAAUACGAUUUUGCAAGACUUCCGCUCUCAUUCAACUUUUCCCGUUCAAGUUCCCGUCACUACAGCAUACUUGGGACAUACCCUCCGCAACCUCUUGGGCCAGACUUCCUACAUUUAUCCACAUCCGGGUCGAGCAAAUCACUGCCUGGGGCCAAGGUGCUAUAUUACGACGCAAAUUCGAUUUCUCAGGCCGCUGGUUUCGAGGACUCAGGACUGGUCUUCAUUCAUGUCGAGAUCCCUUUCACUGCUCUCCUAAUCGUUCUGGACUGGCACUUAGACUAUGGGUCAGAUAGUGGGAGCCUGCAAGCAUUGGGCUGCCGUGUAUUUGAGCUGCCAGGAGAAUUCCGCCUGGAGUUUCUAGAGAGUUUGUAUAAGAAAAAGGACUUUAGCAGCUUGCCGGAAUUGAGUUGCUCCAAGGAGAAGAUCCACCUCGAGCACCAGUACAGCCCAACUCCACAGAAAAGGAUGGUUUCUCUCGAUCCCCAGGGAAGGGUGGUUUACAAAUUUCAUCUGCCUAAGAACGAUAAUGAGGCACUUGUGAUAGGCACAAGACUUAUGAAAGGGUAUGGCCCCACCACCUUCGUCAACGUGUUCACCUCUGUGAUCGACAAUUCGCGGAACCUCCAGGAUCUUGCUAAAGAAAUGGCUGAUCAUUAUUUCGAGCCGACGAGUAGGCAAUCUCAUGCCUCAUCUCAUGCCACGCUGCUAGGGCCCGGACAGCGGUCUGUUCCUCUUUUCGACUGUGAAGAUAAUCCAACGAAGCCCAUGGUUAUCGACUCUUCGUCCAAUCGAUAGAAGCCUAUCAUAUUCGGAUUUCCAAGAGUUUCACUUCUCACGGGACUGGCCAGCUGGGAACCUUUGGUGAAUGUGCGAGGAACACAUAGAUGUUCACGGCAGAGUGAUUUACAAUCUCAAAGAUGCAUUGUGGCUGCACAACCUAUCGAGUGUCUACUAGUAGACAAGUACCCGCGGCGCUGCACUUCAUCCGGAUCUUCUACAUACCAAGUUUCCUAUCACAAAUUCACGAUUUGUCACUCAACUAGAUCACAUCAGUUUGGAGAGACUUCCGCGUCAAAAUCAAUAUGGGCAAGUGCACUUGAAAUGUGGAGGCUUUCUAUUUUCAGCACGGGGGAAGACUCCACAAUUGUGGGGAGAUAUGGCUUCCUUCAUCAACUGUUUCCGGA